AUGGGGAGAGCAGAGGACCCUGAGCAGACCAUCACAGCUUCUGUGACCUAUCUGCAAUAGCUUCCCAGUCAGGAYAGUUGUGAAAAUAAUAAAUGAGGAGCUACCUUUAGGAAAAGCAAGUUUAACUGUGAGCUUCCAACAGAGUGUGUAGUUUGCCCACAGUAGCGGUGAGGGGUGAGCAGUUGGGCUGGCUUUGCUCAGGCUGUGCUGCAGUGCCGUGUUUCCCAAGCAGGACACAGUGGAAACAGCAGGACACCRAGGACACUUUUGGGCUGCUCUGGAGACAGCGUGAGCAGCUGGUGUUCCCUGGGGAGUGUGCCCCCCGGCUGCUGGCCUCUUGCCAGCUGGAGAGCCCUCGGCAGUGCCCGCAGCCAGCCGGAUGAUGGGCUGGAUCGACCGGGUGGUGCCCCAGCCCCCCGCACCCCAUGUGACAGAGCAGAGCCCUGUGCAGGAGCCAGAGCCAGUUAAGGCACCAACAGGAAAGGCCGGUGGCCCCACGGAUGCUGCUGACCGGGCACGCACUGAGGAAACCGAGAAGAAAGUGACCUUUGUGGUCCCUGAGGACACAGGUUCUGUGUUUGAGAGUGUGGGGAGCAGUGUGCUCUCCUGGCUCUCCAAUGGGCUGGAGAAGGUGAUUCCCCAGCCAGCCCCAGCCCCAGGGCUGCAGGCACUUGGAAAGAGCUUCGAGACGAGCAUCGACAUUGCGGACCAGACAGAGGUCCAGAUCCUUGGGGAUGAGGACGAAGAUGCUCUGGAGAUAACCCCCUUCGAUCCCGAGGAGGAAGGCUYCGAGGUCGAGGAGGAUCCCAGCCCGGAGGAGUGGGCAGGAAAGCGGGUGCUCAGCUGGCUGUCACAGGGCUUCGAGAGGAUCGUGCCGCAGCCAGAGGGGAUGAAAAARCCGGAGACAGAGCCCAAGAAGAGCGAAGGCACGGCGGAAGGCACAAAAGAGACUAAAGCCCAGGCAAAGCCAAAAUCCAGCACUUCAGCCCCAAAGAGCACCCCAGCAGCAGCCGAGGGGCAGCCAGAGCCGGUGACCACCCUCACCCCUCGCUCUGUGGCCGUGGAUGGCACCAGGAUGUUCAGCUGGUUUGUCCAGGGGCUGGAGAAGGUGAUGCCACAGCCGGUGACGAGGGACAAGCAGGACACACAGGGAGUGGCCACCUCCAGUCCUGUGGAACAACUUCCCACAGCCCCUGGGGAGCAGGAGCAGACCCAUCUCAUCAUGCAAGAGAUCGACGAUGGCCGCGUUCAUGAAGCCGCAUGUGAGAUGAGGGCCUGGGCUCACGAAGCUGAUGUUUGUUCCCUUCCCACCAUCCAGGAGGAGCCUCAGGAAGAGGAAAGCAGACAAGGGUUGUGUUCCCCAAAUGCUACCGAGGAGGAAAAGGAGGAGGAGAAGGAGGAAGACAGGAAGAAAGAGGAGGAAGAGGAGAGGAAGAAAGAGGAGGAGGAGGAGAGGAAAAGAGAGGAGGAGGAAAGGAAAAAAGAGGAGGAGGAGAGGAAAAGAGAGGAAGAGGAGAGGAAGAAAGAGGAGGAGAGGAAAAAAGAGGAAGAGGAGAGGAAAAGAGAGGRAGAGGAAAGRAAAAAAGAGGAGGAGGAGAGGAGAAAACAGGAAGAGGAGAGGAAGGAGGAGGAGCGGAAGAAAGAGGAGGAGGAGAGACCCCUGCUGCAGCCACCUUGCCUCCCUGCUGAUAAAGGUGUGGAUGAAGCCUGCCUGGCUGAGGAGGCCCUCGGGGUCGAGCAGCUGGAAGAAGUUGAGAUAAGUAAUCUGGAAGGUGCUGCUGUCCAGGCUGCUCUCAGCAUGGCCAGGCGGGCCCGGGACGUCGAGCUCGACYGGCUGGUGCAUGACAAGCCGCUGGCUGGCGGGGACCCGUCCCCUCCCGGUGCUCUAGAGCAGCUCCCCAAUGUCCCCAGCUACCGAGCCACCGCUGCCACCCGCUCCACCCCCGUCCCUGUCACCUGCAAGCCAAAGGCUGGAGUUGUCAACCCCAAUUUUUGCACUGAGGAGCAAUCCCCACUAGGAGGUCACCCCACGGUGGAGAUGGAGGAUGUGGACAGCGCAGGCGCUGCGGAGGAGCGCGGUGCCCCUUUGGCAGUGCCCGACCUGCUGGCGGUGCCUGGCGCAGCAUCCCCCAGGAGGAAGCGGCUGCUCUUGGAGGAUGRUCUGGACAAGGGGCUGCAGAGCCAGAGCCCCUCCCGAGUGCUGGGCUGGAGUGAGGAGCAGAGGGAAAGCCUGUCUGAGUGCAUGGACUCGGCCACCAGCCUGAGCAGUGCCAUGGUCAAYGCACGGCUGCAGGAGCUGGUGAGGCUCUUCAAGGAGAGGACAGAGAAGGUGAAGGAGAAGCUGAUUGACCCCGAUGUCACCUCAGAYGAGGAGAGCCCCGUGGCAUCUCCCACCAAGCCAGCACUGGCAGCAGCACCGGUGCCUGCCCCAGGAGGGGAGCUGGAGGGGGACAAGCCUUCGGGGGAUGAGCAUUACUGUGAGAUGCUGUGCUGCACGUUCAAGCACCGGCCCUGGCUGGACCGCCUGAAAAACUCCCGGUUCCCCAGCAGCAUCGACCCCCUGACCAAUCUGAUGUACGUGCUGUGGCUGUUCUUCGUUGUCAUGGCCUGGAACUGGAACUGCUGGCUGAUCCCAGUGCGCUGGGCUUUCCCCUACCAGACUGCAGCAAACAUCCACUACUGGCUGCUGGUGGAUUACCUGUGCGACCUCAUUUACCUGCUGGACAUCCUCGUCUUUCAGACCCGCCUGCAGUUUGUUCAGGGUGGAGACAUCAUCACUGAUAAAAAGGCCAUGAAAGAGAACUACCUGCGAUCACAACGCUUUAAGAUGGAUGUGCUGUGCCUCCUGCCCCUGGAUUUCUUCUACUUCAAAGUGGGUGUGAACCCGCUGCUGCGCUUCCCUCGCUGUCUGAAGUACAUGGCCUUCUUCGAGUUCAACAACCGCAUGGAGGCCAUCCUGACCAAGGCAUACAUCUACAGAGUGAUUCGCACCACUGCCUAUUUACUGUACAGCCUGCACGUCAACUCCUGCCUCUACUACUGGGCCUCAGCCUACGAAGGACUGGGCUCCACCACCUGGGUCUAUGAUGGGGAAGGAAACAGCUACAUCCGCUGCUACUACUGGGCAGUGAAAACCCUCAUCACCAUCGGGGGCCUGCCAGACCCCAAGACACUCUUUGAGAUCGUCUUCCAGCUGCUGAACUACUUCACAGGCGUCUUUGCUUUCUCUGUCAUGAUAGGGCAGAUGAGAGACGUGGUCGGCGCUGCUACUGCGGGGCAAACUUAUUAUCGGAGCUGCAUGGACAGCACCAUCAAAUACAUGAACUUCUACAGGAUCCCCAAAACUGUUCAGAAGCGGGUGAAGACGUGGUACGAGUACACAUGGCACUCUCAAGGCAUGCUAGAUGAGUCAGAGCUGCUGGUGCAGCUGCCGGACAAGAUGAGGCUGGACAUCGCCAUCGACGUGAACUACAACAUCGUCAGCAAAGUGGCCCUUUUCCAGGGCUGUGACAGACAGAUGAUCUUUGACAUGCUGAAGCGGCUCAGAUCGGUGGUGUACCUGCCCAACGACUUCGUGUGCAAGAAGGGAGAAAUAGGCCGUGAGAUGUACAUUAUCCAGGCGGGACAGGUGCAGGUGCUGGGGGGACCCGACGGCAAAUCCGUGCUGGUGACUCUGAAAGCUGGGUCUGUCUUUGGAGAAAUCAGCUUGCUGGCAGCRGGAGGGGGAAAUCGCCGGACAGCGAACGUGGUGGCCCACGGCUUCGCCAACCUUUUCAUCCUGGAGAAGAAGGACUUGAACGAGAUUUUGGUGCAUUACCCGGAGUCUCAGAAGCUGCUGCGUAAGAAGGCCAAGAAAAUGCUGAAAAGCAACAACAAACCCAAAGAGGAGAAAGGAGGCCGUGGAGAAGCACUGAUCAUCCCCCCAAAAGCCGACACCCCGAAGCUGUUGAAGGCUGCCCUGGCUGCCACAGGGAGAACGAGGGGCAAAGGGCUCCUGGGGCGGCUGCGCUGGAGGCUGAGGGAGCUCAGGGCGGUGCAGGAGGCACAGGGUUCUGGUGUCAGCCCGAUCCCACCAAAAUCACCAGUGCACCAGAGGUCACCUGUCACCUCCCACACAGCACAGACCCGCCUGGGACAAGAAAUAUCCUCAGAAUCUCCUGAUCAUUCCGUCACCAUUCGUGUGAUUUCCACGGCAAAGGAAGAUGAGGAAAUCCUUGCUGCUGAGAUUUCAGAGAAAGAUGAAGCAGAAGAAGAGAAAUGAAACAGCAGCAGGUCCCAGGGCAGGCGUAGGAGUCAGGCAAACGCCUGGGGUUGCACAUUUUUGUUGUUAAUAAUUCCCAUGCAGUGGCUGUAGGCUUUGCUGYGUGCUGUGGGUAGGAUCUGCCUCCCUUUUCUGCCCAGACCCUCAAUCCCUGCUGAUAAAACCCUUUUCUGGGCCGUUUGAUCCAGAACCAUGCAAGGUUUCUAUACUCUGCAGGUCUAUUGAGCACCUUUAUUAAUUCCCCACUAAAUCUCAGACCAACCCUCUUGCUUUGAAAUCCAGCCUCGUGGAGGGAGAGCUAUGGAAAAAUAGCUUUUUAUGGCUCUGGAUGGUUAAUGAGUGUUCAGACAAAGCGUGAAGAGUUAUUCACCUCUGACAGCUGAGUCACUGCUUGGCUACAAACAACCAAGGGAAAAAAAAAAAAAAAACAAGGAGGUUUCUCUGUUGGGCUCAAGGUUGACAGCAGCAGUGGGGAGUGAUUCAUCCCAAAAGGAUGUGGACUAUGCUCACAGGCCAAAUCAGGCUGUCAUGAGAAUGCCAAGCUCUGUUCCUGAGUGCCCAGACUGCAAGAUGCUCCAGGGUCCCUGCRUGGUGCCAAGACCACCUUGGCUUUGCCACUGGGAGGAAUUCUUGCCAGCUGUCCACGCUGGGAAGGUGGUGGGCUCUCCAUGGCUCAGGGCUGUUAUGCAGAGAUUUGGUGA
Malurus melanocephalus (red-backed fairy wren) is the source of this 4962-nucleotide messenger RNA. It is a transcript of the gene CNGB1, whose product is annotated as cyclic nucleotide gated channel subunit beta 1. The record is from RefSeq and is a predicted model, not a curated record. The transcript is spliced from 32 exons. Gene Ontology annotation, biological process: retina homeostasis; monoatomic cation transmembrane transport. Bases 380 to 4261 code for a protein of 1293 amino acids. Gene Ontology annotation, cellular component: photoreceptor outer segment; intracellular cyclic nucleotide activated cation channel complex; plasma membrane. NCBI's taxonomy places the organism in Eukaryota, Metazoa, Chordata, Aves, Passeriformes, Maluridae. Gene Ontology annotation, molecular function: intracellularly cAMP-activated cation channel activity; cGMP binding; intracellularly cGMP-activated cation channel activity.